Camponotus floridanus (Florida carpenter ant) is the source of this 1578-nucleotide messenger RNA. Its product is annotated as eukaryotic translation initiation factor 5B-like. Lineage: Eukaryota; Metazoa; Arthropoda; Insecta; Hymenoptera; Formicidae. The transcript has a single exon. The record is from RefSeq and is a predicted model, not a curated record. Bases 1 to 1578 code for a protein of 525 amino acids.
AUGAAGCCUCCGGAUCCUAAAAUUCGGGGAACCACUCUCCUAGCUAAAAUAAAAUCUAAGAAGAAAAUGUCAAAUGACAUUACAGAAAGUUUGGACACUACUGAAGAUCCUGAAGAGUCGAAUGCAGAUUUGACGCAGAACACGGACGGAGAGGAAGUCCAGAAGAGGAGGGUUGGAAGAUCCAAAAGGAAAGUGAAGGCCAUUGACCCCAUCAUGGCAGAAAAAGAAAUCCAGGGCAAAAUUGGACAGGCUCCAGAAGCCAUGGAAAAAGAGGUACUGUUCAAUAUGACUGCCUCGGAUCUAAGUGCCCAGGCCCUAGAUUACAUACUACAUAUUGAGACUAUCAGGACUAAGUGUGGCCGCAUGCAGGGAGGCUUAAGCGGAAAAUUAAAGAAUAGAUUGUCUUGCCUCCAAGAUCUAGUAAGAGCUCUUCAAAAUAAGGCAGAAUCAACGGGAGAUCCUAAAUAUUUAAGAGCUAAAAUAUCGCAGCUAAAUGAGGAGCUUGAAAAAGAAAGGAAAUAUAACAAAAAGGAAGAAGCAAAGCGCAAAAAAAAAAAAAAAAAAAAAAAAAAAAAAAAGGAAUUCGCAGAAUUACAAGAAGUAGUCAAAGAGCUUCGAAAGGAAAAUAAAAGCAUAAAGGAAGAAAUGCAAAAGAUUAGACAAAGCCUAGAGAAAGAAAAUAAAGAGAAAGAGAACUUACAGGCUAGCUUACAGACUAACUUACAGACUAAUUUACAGGCUAACUUACAGAUUAACUUAAAGACUAGCUUACAGACUAACUUAAAAGCUAGAAAAUACUCACCAAGUAUACCAAGUACAUCAGGUGUACCUAGUACAUCAUACUUACCGGAGAGAAAGUCCCACGAUAAAUCGUCCUCUGGAGAGUGGUCACCAUUAGAUCGUCGAGGUGAUAGUAAUUUCCACUGGAAUCUGCGGAGCAAACUUGCACCGGCAAGACUACAGGAGAAGGACUCCUGGCCAGUCGAUGGUGAACCGUGGCCUACCUUUUCUUUUAAAGGAAAUUCCCACGAUGAGUCUCAAACGGAAGUGAAGAAGAGGAAGUUGGAUGAAGAGACUUGGCCAUCACUUCCUCAAAGAAAGCCAACAUCACUCCCGACAAAGGGAAUAAAAGUCAUCGAAAAUAUACAGUUAGUUUCCCCAAGGUCGGAACAGAAGGUGAAUCAUCCAAAGGAAGAAUGGACAGAGAUAGGAAAGAGAGGUAAGAUUAAGAAAGGACAGAGAAAAGAAAAAGAAAAAGUAGAAGAAAAGAAUAAUCAGCCACACAAGAUUGAUAACAAAGGAGGACAGCAAAGAAUAGACUUUAAAAAGGAAAGGAAGAAGCUGCCCAGAACAGCAGCUAUUAGCAUAAAAGGAAAAAGUACUGGAUUCUCCUACGCCGAGGCCUUGAGGAAAGUUCGUUCAGGGGUCUCCCUACAAGCGUUGGAAAUUCAAACCCCCAAGGUCAGAAAAGGCAUGAACGGAGCCACUAUAAUUGAAAUUUCUGGCGAAGGGAAUGCUAACAAGGCAGAUAAGUUAGCACUCGAGAGAUUAGUAAGCUCCUGUCUGAUGAAGCGGUAG